ACCACAUCGUGAUCGAACAAUCAGUGUAUGAUCUGACUUACGUAACUGGCAAACAAAACCACCUUAAUCAAAUAAUGGACGCACAUUCCUCCACCCUUUUGAAACUGGUUUAUCUUAUAACUUAUUCCAAAUAUUAAUCUUGCAUGUCUCGUCAUCAGUUCGUACACCCAGUACUGUAGGAAUCUACCUCUUCUAUUACUCUUCUGAGUUAUAAAAACACUUAUUAUUUUAAGGUGACACGAGCACAGUAGCGUAACUAUCCAACAAAAUAAUUUUAAUUUAAGGAAGAUGAAGUGCUUGCCUAUUUCACUGACGGUUUUUGUCAGUGCGAUCCUCGGCGUAUCUGGUCAAAGCCCCAGCCCUAGAGUGAUAGUAGCCGAAGGUGAUCUUGUGGGGAAGACGGUUCAGUUCAGUGAGGAUCGGUACAUCAACGUAACCAAAGAUGUCGAUGUGUUUCUGGGUAUUCCAUACGCAAGUCCUCCGACGAGGUUUGCUCCUCCGGAGCCCAUGACGACUUGGGUAGGUGACAGAAAUGCCACGGAGUUCUCACCUGCUUGCCAGCAAGCUCCUUCACCAGUGUACUUCCCGGUUUUGUCGGAAGACUGUCUCUACCUGAACAUCUACACUCCAAGCCCAAAGCCAUCUGGUAUACCUGUCCUUGUGUGGAUACACGGAGGGGGGUUUUCAGCUGGGACAGCAAUGACUUAUGACUACUACGGAGUUCCUCUUGUCGCCGUCGGUGACGUCAUAGUGGUAACCUUCAACUACCGUUUGGCAAUCUUUGCACAGUUUUCUACUGAGGAUGCUGAAUCUCCUGGCAAUUACGGGAUGUUGGACCAAGUUGCUGCUUUAAAAUGGAUUUACAACAACAUCGAAGCUUUUGGUGGUGAUAAGGACCAGAUAACUAUCUUUGGAGAAAGCGCGGGAUCAGCGAGUGUCAAUUUUCAUCUCCUUUCAGAACUCAGUAGAGGCCUGUUUAACCAGGCAAUUCUUCAGAGUGGAACAACAUUGAGUCCUUGGGCUUUUAAGCACGAUCCAGCUAGCGAAGUUGAAAAAGCACAGCAACUUGGAAGAGAGAUGGGUUGUGAAGAUGUCUUCUCCACCUCUGCUUUGGUUUCUUGUCUGAGAGACAUAGAAGACCCGGUGGCCCUGAGCACAGCAGCGGAUAAGGUUUAUGCAGCGUUUUAUCCCGUCACUGUGGAUGGAACUUUCUUGAAAGAGACACCGACCAAACACUAUGAGAUCGGCAAUUUCGUCAACUUGCCCAUGAUGAUAGGUUUUAACAGAGACGAGGGAACCUUGAUACCAUUCUUGUUCUUUCCACAAUACGUUGGAAGUCCUACACCACCAGAAAUCAACAGAACCACAUUCGAGUACAUCAUCAAGACUAUCAUGACCAGCAAUGGUAGAGAUGAUGAGAUCGUAUACGACGCCGUAUUCCAGGAAUAUAUUGACUGGACAAUUGCAGACGAUCCAGAAAGUGAUUACUUCCAGUCAUUGGUGAAUUUUGGCACCGAUUCAGAAUUUGCCUGUCCUUCUGAUUUUGUCAUGAGAAAACACCAAGAAGCUGGUUCGACUGUUCACAAAUAUUUCAUGACGCAUGCACCAUCCAAGAGUUUAUUGAUGCAUGGAGACAUAUAUCCGAACAUACCUUGGAUAGGCGCUGGGCACGCAGAAGAUUUGACAUUUGUGUGGGGCCACCCUUUCAUCGAUGAACUUUAUAACAUCCGCGGACAUAAUAUGACAGACGAAGAAAACGCCCUGUCCGUCAAGUUCAUGCAAUUUUGGACUAACUUUGCCAAAUCGGGUGAUCCCAGCAAGUCAAGCAUUGAAGGAGAAGCAGGAGUAGGAGUCGAUUCUUGGCCCUUGUACACGAUCCCCGAGCUCAAACACAAGGAACUAUCCCUAGAACUGGGUGAAGGCAGAGCUGUGUUGGCGAGACAGUGCCAUUUCUGGAACGAAUAUUUACCAGAUCUAGAGACAUUUGCAAACACUAUUGACGAGGAUGAGAGAGAAUGGCGGGAGAGCUAUGAUGAUUGGAAGGAUGAAAUGACCGACUGGCAGCAGGCCUUUGAAGAAUACAAACAACUACCAACGUGCAAUUAAACGACAAUCAUAUUCCAUUGGAACAACUUGUAAAAGGAUAGGAAUUGACAUUUGUAGAAUAGUUGUGUUAUUAGAUUCAUUUACUACAAAUGAUAAUGUAUUCUAAUUUAUUUUUUAUGCAAAAUAAUGUAAAAUACAGGACAUUUCGACCAAAAAGUGUUUUUUUAUAUACUUUUAAAAACACAAUGGACCCACGCGUUGAAAGGUAAAAUUUAAUAGACAGUACAGUGUAAUUCUCUCUUACAAAAGAUUAACUUAUUUCCAUUAGUAUAAUGGAACAGGGUUGGCUGAUUCAGAUCACGUUGAUUUAAAUCACUAUGAUUAAAAAAAAUCAUUUAUUCACUUCCAUUGAACGUGUACAAAUGAAUGAUUAUUUUUUCGUUGUUGUGUUUUUUUUACUCAAAUGAAGAAGAUUCAUAUCUACUCAGAGCUAUUGAAAUCAGGUCAAUACAAUUAAGAUAAUUUUGCAAAACCAAAGAUGUACAUGUAGUUUAUAUAACACUAACAUGUAGACCCCUACUCCACUUUUAUAUGUGGGCUAACCAAAUUUUCCCUGUAAUUUUUUUCUUUGAUAAUGAUAAGAAACAAAGUUCUUGUUUCUUUAUGUCAAAAUCCAAAAGUGUUUUUAGAGGACAUUUUAAAAGAAAAUAUAAGAGUAAGUCAAGGGUUAUUGGCAGUUCUUCUAUUCUGAUCAUUCACAUGAUCUACUACAUUUUGCUAUCCAUAUCUAUCCUUAGCAAUAGCACUUCAGAACAAAAAAUAUGUAAAAAUUUAAAAAGAGGAAUUAAAAAAAGAAACCUUAAACUUUUAAGGCUGAAUUCCAUCAGAGAAUUUUGCCAGGAUGGGUUUGAACCAAGGCCUGUUCAGACUUUCUGUAUACGAUUGUGCUUCAUUCAGCGGGUACACUGAGAAAGGUUCCGUAUUCCAUGUAUAUAUAUAUAAAAUAAUGUAUGCAUGCUAUAGGUAAAUGACACUAAAUCAUGGCUACAACCAUACAUUUUGUGUCGUAUGCCAAAAGUGAGCAUUUAUUUGUGUAAACUUCUCAGUGAAUAUGUUGAAUUGAGUGCUAUAAUACAUAAAAUCUGCAUUGUCCCUGGUAACCCAUAGUUUAAAAUUAUAUUAUUUUACAUGUAUUUAAAAAACAUACACUCUAGUAAUGUUGUAGCUGUAGAACCCAUUUUCUCAUUUUAGCAAAACUGCUAAGAACUGUGAAAUAAUACUAUCCAGGUUUAUUGUGAAAAAAAUCAUUCAAAUCAACUUGAAACUUUUUUCCUAAUCGGUCAGAGCUUUGCAAGUCAAUGCUUUGAAACAGUCAGAGUUCCAAAUUUAUGUUCGAGGUUUAAACAAACAAAAAAUAAAUGCAGUUUUCUUUAACAUGAUCUUUAGCCCUUGGCUUAAAAAUUAAAAAAAUGUUUUUCUUUGGAGAAUGGGAGUCUCAGGGCCAUAAAAUUAUUCCAAAGGAAUUGAUCCUCAUUUCAUGUUAAGAGCUUUGGAUAGGAACACCAAUUAUGCAGCAAUAGCUUACCAAGGCAGUUCAUCAACUUGGAUUGAACCAGUCAGUAGGAGCUCCCUACAUCAGAGGACGCAAAAAAAAAAUGCCAUACAAAAAUUAGCCAACCCUGUAAUGAAAUGGAUGAAUAUAUAUAACUCUAAACCUAUUGCAAUCCUAACCCUCACUCUCCACCAUAGACGAAAUUAAGCCUGGAUCAAUUGUCGCAGGAGCUUAUGUCGUGUCACCGAAUUUUCAUUAUAUCGAAAGGUUAGUCUUUAAGUCCGUCAAGGUUUUAUAGUGUAACAAAAGGUACAAUAAAUUAUGAAGAUUAAAGCAAA
Lytechinus pictus (painted urchin) is the source of this 3936-nucleotide messenger RNA. RefSeq names its product cholinesterase 1-like. The record is from RefSeq and is a predicted model, not a curated record. NCBI's taxonomy places the organism in Eukaryota, Metazoa, Echinodermata, Echinoidea, Temnopleuroida, Toxopneustidae. Bases 289 to 2106 code for a protein of 605 amino acids. Gene Ontology annotation, molecular function: cholinesterase activity. The transcript is spliced from 10 exons.